This is a messenger RNA of Rhipicephalus microplus (southern cattle tick), 1478 nucleotides long. Its product is annotated as amine oxidase [flavin-containing] B. NCBI's taxonomy places the organism in Eukaryota, Metazoa, Arthropoda, Arachnida, Ixodida, Ixodidae. Gene Ontology annotation, molecular function: flavin adenine dinucleotide binding; primary methylamine oxidase activity. The record is from RefSeq and is a predicted model, not a curated record. Gene Ontology annotation, cellular component: mitochondrion.
UUGAAUGGUUGUAAUCAAAUCACACCCUGCCACGAUGUGUACUUGCCAUAUGUGAUGUGGCCUCGCGUGCCACUUCUAUGUACUGACGACAGCUGCGGCACAGCCUUCCCGCUGUCCGCAAAUUCACGCUCAUACUAUGAUUUCGCUUGUAAUGUUACCUGCAGGGCAGCCACGUGAUCAUGGCCAUGGCUCCUCUUAUGCGAAUGCGUGUCCACUACUCACCGCCGCUGCCUCCAAUGCGCAACCAGCUGCUGCAGCGAAUGCCUAUGGGUUCCGUGUGGAAGUGCCUCGUUUAUUACAAGGAUCCCUUCUGGAGGAAAAUCGGAUACUCCGCCUCCAUGUUGUUCACCUUGUCUGAAGACUGCCCCGUCGUGUACACAAUCGAUGACACAAAGCCGGACGGACAGUACUUGGGUUGCUGCCUGCCAGCAAGGCAAGGAGUCUGGUGAAUCUUUUGCCUGAGGAACGCAAAAAUAUGAUCAUCAAGGCGUACGCAGCUGCCAUGAAGACUGAUGAGGCCUUCAAUCCCAUUCACUACGAAGAGUACAACUGCGCAGGAGAGCAGUACGCGCGAGGCUGCUAUACUUGCAUGAUGCCGCCUGGAUUCCUCACCACUUUCAAGAAUUUAAUCAGAGAGCCCAUUGGGCGGCUUCACUUCGCCGGCACCGAGACGGCGAGUCAGUGGUCGGGCUACAUCAACGGUGCCAUCCAAGCUGGCGAGAGGGCUGCCAAGGAAGUUCUUCACUCACUAGGCUUGAUCGACGAGGAGCGGAUCUGGGAGCCCGAACCACCAGUCGAUGAUGUGAUCCCCGAGAUCCCGUUCACAGACACGUUCAUGGAGAAGCACUUGCCCUCUGUCAACGACUUCUUGUCGCUCGUUUGCUUCCUGGUUCCAGCAGUGGGUGCCACUGUCGGCUGUGCGCUGCUCUGUUACCGUCGGUAACGUCCCUAGAAAUAACUGAAGUAGCGCCAUUCGUUUCACUGUGCAGGCUCCUCCUCUCUACCCCAUGCAUGGUAGCCUUGGUAGUGCAAGCACCAUCUUGUCUGUCCUCAGUCGCAUGUUUUUUAUGCUUCCACGACAACACCAGCGAUGAGGGGGUGCUGCACGGGCUUACCCUUCACUGAGCCCCAAGAGAGGGUAUGCCUUAGUUCGUAGUUUCUUGCAGGACGCUGCAGGGGCGCUGAGCAGCUGCUGAGAGAGGAGGAAGAAGCAAGGGGUGGCGCUACUGUAGUUCUUUAGGAACUUUAACCGCAUGCCGUCCUUUAUGCAAUGACAAUGCAUCUGCUGCCAAAUAAUAUUCAUCUCAUCUCUCCAUUUGCUCAAGAAGGCCCGAAGAACAGUGAACGUCCUUUUGGCGAGCAGUUCACAAAAAGAUCGGGCAAACAAUCGCUUUAAUCAGCGGGAAAUUUACGUUUGUAACAUGGACAACCUGUUAGCGCAGACAACUUCACACUGCCAUAAAUACUUGGAUUACAAG